Messenger RNA from Pimephales promelas (fathead minnow), 4853 nucleotides. The record is from RefSeq and is a predicted model, not a curated record. NCBI's taxonomy places the organism in Eukaryota, Metazoa, Chordata, Actinopteri, Cypriniformes, Leuciscidae.
GCCCAACACUUAGAGCACCUUCUUUUCUAUGGUGCAGACACCACUUCCCAGAAUGCAUCAGGAAACACUGCCCUCCACAUAUGUGCCCUUUACAACAAGGAGAGUUGCGUUCGGGUCCUUCUUUACCGAGGAGCCAGUAAGGAGAUCAAGAACAAACAUGGUCAAACCCCCUUCCAGGUUGCUGUGAUGUCGGGCCAUUUUGAACUUGGAGAAGUCAUCAAAAAUCACAAUGAUGCAGAUGUUGUUCCAUUUUUGGAAACUCCCAAAUACGCUCCUCACUUUCUGGACGCUGUGUUGAAUCAGCCCAUCACGGCUGGCCUUCAGCAUCCUCACCCGCUGCUCCGCGCCAAGAGCGAGAACACGAUGACAACGCUCAUGGAUCCCGUAGUGAUGCCCACCGCUGCCGCCAGCAUGCCACCUGCUCAGACUCAACGCCGGGCCUCUUUCGCUUUGAGGAGCUCCAGCAGUCCCCGUGGAGCCCGAACCCGGUCCCCGUCUCGUGGGAGGGAGGGAGGAGAGAAGGAGGAAAAGCAGGAAAAACAGGAAAAACAGCAAAAGCAGCGCGGGAGGCAGGGAGGGGGCGGAGGUCAGAGGAAGAGGCUCUACAGUGCCGUCCCAGGCCGCGUGUUUGUUGCGUCACGAUCUCACUCCGCUCACGGUGAGCGCGAGAUCAGCUUCAGCAAAGGGGACAAGGUCAAAGUGUUGAGCGUAGGUGAAGGAGGAUUCUGGGAAGGAACAGUGAAGGGCCGCACUGGCUGGUUUCCUGCUGAAUGUGUAGAAGAGGUGCAGCCCCAAAACCAGGAGCAGCACACAGAGAGCCGCAGUGAGAAGGCGAAGAGGAAACUGUUUCGUCAUUACACAGUAGGAACGUACGAUGGCCUCGAAGUGCCCAGUGACUACAUCAUAAAGGAGAAAACUGUACUUCUGCAGAAAAAAGACAAUGAAGGCUUUGGUUUUGUGCUCAGAGGGGCCAAAGCCCAGACUCCUGUGGAGGAGUUCAGCCCGACUCCGGCCUUCCCUGCCCUGCAGUAUCUGGAGUCAGUCGACGAGGGGGGCGUCGCGUGGCGGUCCGGUCUGCGGAUGGGGGACUUCCUGAUCGAGGUGAAUGGGAUUAAUGUAGUGAAGGUGGGUCACAGGCAGGUGGUGAACAUGAUUCGCCAGGGCGGGAACAGUCUGAUGGUGAAGGUCGUCAUGGUUGCACGAAAUCCUGAGAUGGAGGAAAUGCCUAAGAAGAAAGUUCCCCAGCAAAGUAAGCGGCUGACCCCUCCGGCUAUUGCUCUGCGCUCCAAAUCCAUGACUUCAGAACUGGAGGAGAUGGUGGAGAAAGCUGCCACCCCAUGGAAGAAACCAGAUCAUUCAGAGAGUUCUCAAGCUCCAGAAAAGAAGAAGAGUGUCUAUCAAAUGGCCCUUAAUAAGCUGGACGAGAUUCUAGCCGCUGCUCAACAGACAAUUAGCACAUCAGACUCUCAGGGUCACAGAGGUCAUGGGGGCAAGAAGGAACGAAACAAGGGCUUUAACGCUAAUGAGCAAACUUUUGAACAAUCAGGUGUUGGCAUGAUGCCAUCAGGGUCUGGGUAUGGUUAUAACCAAGCCCAGUUUUCAUCAGGCCAUUCAACUCAGCGUGCUAUGAUGAUGCGUCAGAAAUCCAUGGGAGUUACAGAAGAGGAGAGGGUACAUCUCCAUCCUCCUACUAUGAAGUUGUCUCGUAGUCUGUCUGUGCCUGGACCAGAGGACAUUCCCCCUCCACCCGACACCUCAGCGCCUGAGCCGCCCCUGUCUGCCGGUGGCCACACAGAUAGGAGAGCAGCACCAACACAUUUCUAUGCUGUCCCUCCUUUGCCUCCAUCACACCACCAGCCUCACACCCAGACACAGCACAGGGUCCCGCCCAACCGCAGGGCUGAAACUGAUACCAGCAAGAUGGGAGGAGCAAGAAUGGGUGGCAUGAGGCGUGGCCAUAGCAACGCCACACCUCCCUCCGAUGUGGCCUCCAAACAGUCCACCACACAGCGUAACCAAGCGCAAGCGGUGGCUAAGGCUGCAAGUCGGCAAGUCGGGAAGGGGCUGUUGGUGAAGCAGCGCAAGGUGGAGGAGGCAACGGGCAGAGAAAAAUUGCAGAAAAGUUCCAUUUCAAUCCCAACGAUUAUUGUUAAAGCGCCAUCUACCAGCAGCUCUGGGCACAGUAGCCGUGCAAGCAGUGAGGAUACAGAACUGUCUCCCGAGAUGAAUGAAGAGCAGGAGCCUCAAAACCCAGUCAUGGCUCCUACGCCCACUCCAGCUCCACCACCUAAUAUCCCAGGUAAACUGGAAACACUGGGCAGGAGCACAGCACAGCGGGAACGUGAACGCUUCCGCGAUUCCCGUCGGAAAAGCGCCUCGUUUUACUACUCCUCCGAGGAGGACAUUUUAGAUGAGAAGGAGUCCGCUCAAACUCCAGUGGAGGCCAACACCACCUCUCGUUUGCGCUCGUCUAAAUCUAUCGAUGAGGGAUUGAUCUCUGGUGAUGCCUUAAGCAUGCCGCCUGCGUUUGGGUUGCCGCAGUACGCAUCAGCUACACCUCAUCAAGCAACCACCUUCAUCCACCCAUUGACGGGGAAAGUUCUAGACCCAACAAGCCCGCUUGGACUCGCGCUGGCAGCACGUGAGCGAGCGCUGAAAGACGACCACCGUACACGUAGAGAGGAACGGCACUUCGGCCGCCAGCUGUCCAGCACUGGCGUUUUCCCUUCUGCAGUCUCCCCUCCAAACCAAAAGCCCGUUCCUCCAUUCUACAUAUACCAAUCACACACCUCACUCUACCUUAGUGGUGCCUCUCCGACAACAGUUGGACCAGGCCCACAGAGUCGCCCCCAGUCUCCUCGAAUGCUGCGAUUGACUGGCGGUGGGACGGGGAGCUUGGAAUGGAAUGAACAGAACCUUAUGGAUAGAGAGGACAGAGGGGCACCAAAGGUGCGGUUUACAGAUAAUCAAGCCAGUCAGUACCAGUCUCACCCUCAGGACCGGGACAACAGAGCCAAUCAGUACCACACCUACCUGCGGGAAAGGGAGAGAGAAGGGCACAAGAGGAUACCGCCCAAGCCUCCUCCCCGCAGGCCUUCCUACAUAGAUAAGGAGAGUGAACUCGGCACGGCUGACAAAAGUCCCACCAGUAAUUCCCAGGAUGACAGGGGAGGACAGAAGGAGGGGGAGAAGGAUGUGAAGCAAGGGGGAAAUCUACGGGUUGGAGAGGGUGGCGAUGUGAUGAUGCUUCCACCUCCUGCUCCAUCUGUGGAUGUGGAUGAUGAGUUUGUGUUUGCGGAGCCCCUUCCUCCCCCUAUACAGUUUGCAAACGGGAUAGAAAUAGACACCCAUGGAACAACAGAAUAUAAUCGACAACAACAACAACAGAAGGAGCUGUCAGGAUCUCAGUCACUCAAUGACCAACACUCCCUGCAAAUGGUUUCCAAUCCCCAGCAAGAUGCCAUGUCCCUACCAGACAACAUGCAUGCUGACUCACAGCAGACACCCAUCCAUCCUUCUGCUGUGGUACAUCCAUAUCUCUUCCCACCGACUUCUCAAAUCCAGCCUCCACAGCUGUGUCCUAAAAUAGCUCAACCCUCUGGCUAUUCCCAGCACCCAAACACUGGCCAACCCCAACCUUUACACUCGCCACAAGCGGGAGACUCUGCCACUUCCAGUCUUACAUCUUAUGACAGUGAGGUGGCCAAUCUGACUCAGUCCGCUCUCUCCCCAUCUCUUCCUUCUCCUCAGAUUUUCCCUCCUUCGAGUUCCCCUUCCGCCCCCGCCACCACCUCCUCAUCUGACCCUAUGUCGUUGCAUCGACCUCUACCACUUUUCUACCAAAACCAAGGUCACGCGAAUGUGUCUCAGUCGUAUUCCACCAUGGCUGCACCUGCUGCUGUAAUGACAGUCACCACAACUAUGCCUUUAGAAAGUACAUCAGUUACAGCAACGGCACUUAAGGGGCGUGAUUGGUCGGAGGCUGUGGUUGAUUCUGGAAUCGAGGAACUGGAGAGUCACAGCAUCAGUGAUCACCACAUGGAAAACUUUGCAGAAAGAAUGGAUCGAGAAGGAGGCCAAGAGAAGGAGAGGGAAGGAAGGCGAGAAAGUACGGAGAGCGGGAUAGUAGGGGAUGGUUUUAAAGGAGACCGAAGAGUGUCCCAGGAUUUGUCUCUUUCUCACACCGAUAAAUUCGCUCAAAAAAGCCACAAACCGCACGUACAUAAAUCCAAACCUCCAAACCCGCCGCUAGCUAAACCACACACUCAAAAUAUGUUAAAAUACCACGCACACACACAGAAUGGGCGAACCGGACCACCGCUACAGCGGCAGGCUAGCACUGCUCCCAACAUGUACAGGUCGAGGGAAGAGGAGGAGCAAGAACAGGAAGUGAAGAUUCCAGCGUUUAUGGAUCGACGUCUCAACUCUCCUCUCUCCAAUGUGAAGGCCAGCAUCAUAAAUGAGCUCAGCAGUAAACUACAACAGCUUGGGGGCUGGCAGGGUCAGGGACCACCGCCGAAUCAUAGGUUUCCAGGUGAUCCCGCCUCCCGGCUGUGCACCUCUCAUCCCUGCUUCUGUUCAGCCUCUCCAACGCUCCUUAUCUCCAAACCUGCCCCCUAACUCUUUAACGUCCAACUCCCCCGCUGCGGCUCUGAACCCCGUACCGUCGUCUCCUCUUCCUGUAUCGACUCUAACCCCGGUCUUAAUCCCGAUCCCAUUACCUCUAACCCCAACCCCAGCUCCACCCCCUCUCAAAGACUGGACACCAUCUAAUUCUCCUAUUUCUUUUCCUCACGGUAUUUUGUCCCCUCCGUCACUGCCCCACACCCCCCUCUCUCCGCUUUCCCUGGCUC